Molecule: messenger RNA, 440 nt
Organism: Prorocentrum cordatum
Lineage: Eukaryota; Dinophyceae; Prorocentrales; Prorocentraceae
Source: the annotation of a GenBank genome assembly
CCCUCCCCGCUCCCCCCUCUCCAAUGGCGGCGCUGCCUGUGCGCCCGUCCUGGCGUGCGGUGGCCGCCCUCGUGGUGCUGGCGCUCGCGGCGACCCCAGCCGUUGGGAAGGCGCCCUCCAAAGCGGGCAAGACGACGGCGAAGGAGGCGCGCAACCGACCGCCGUCGCAGGCGAAAGCGAAGGCCAAGGCGAAGGGGCCCGGCGGCGCCUGGACCGAGAAGAGGAGCGAGAAGGGCGGGGUCAUGCAGGAGCUCAAGAUUCAGGCGCCGACCUUCACCGAGGAGGACCAGUACGGCUACAGUAUGCCGGCGAGGUACAAGUGCGACUCCUGCCGCGCGGUGAUGUUCCACCUGGACCAGGACUUGAGGAAGAGGCAGCCGAAGGGCACCAGACUGAAGGAGCUGGGAAUACACGGACAUCAUCGACGAAACGUGUCGUAG